CACAAUUGAGGGACAAAGUUUCUUCCACAACGUCAAUCGCUUCAAGACAAGAAUCACAAUUGAUGACGUUAGCCAAUACCUCAACUAAAUUCUAGCUCCGUUCCGUCAACACACUUGAAACUCACACAAAUACAAUAUUCUGUGUAAGAGAUAUAUCCGGAUCAACACCAAGAAAAGAAAGGUUUGCUAGUCCCAAGUGCCUUCGUUCCUUCAUUUUACCUUAUCCAUUUCUUUUCGUUCUUUAGUGCUACAGUUUUAGAGACUCAAAAACAGAAAUAUCUGUAUAGAAGCUUUCCUCAUUGAAAUACGGUGGUGUGAAAAUUGAAAACAAGAAUGCAUACUUUAUCUCAAAGCUUCAUCUUAAAUCUAACUCCACAGAUGAUAAGACACAGGCAGAGAGUAGAAGAUUUUGUUUCGUGUAGCUCAAAUUCUAGUCAUUUCUGUCAUUCAUUGAAGCAUAGGCACAGUGCAAUGAGGAUUUUGAAAAGGGAACAAAGUCGAUGUCUUCCUACUGCUUCUGUGUUAUCAGAUACUGAAAUUUCUUCAGCUCGUUUUGAGGAGUUCUCUGUCUCUACUGUUGACACUGAUGAUGUUGGAGAAAUAAAGAUAAGCAUCGAGGUAUCUGGAAACAGAACACAGAGGACUUUUGAUGAUGUGUUUCAGAAAAUGGUUGAAGCUGCACAACCGAUCCCAGGAUUUCGUAGAGUAAAAGGAGGAAAAACGCCAAAUAUACCGAAAGACAUUUUAUUAGAGGUGCUCGGACCUUCCAAUGUUUUUAAACAAGUUAUCAAGGAAAUAAUCAACUCAACUGUGGCUGAGUAUGUGGAGAAGGAGAGUUUAAAAGUCAGCAGUGACUUGAGAGUUGAGCAAAGCUUUGAAGAUCUUGAAACUACAUUUGAGGCAGGAGAAAAGUUUAGCUUUGAUAUUGUACUUCAGCUUCAAAAGUAGAAUUGACAGACAUUUAUAUGUCAAAAUCUUACCGGAUGGAGUGACAUUGCUUCUUCGGUCUGAACCAAGGAAUCUCUUAAAAUGAUUCAAAGUGGAUCUUGUUUGAAUGAGAUAAAUAUUCAAUGUCAUCUAAGUGAAAAUCACGGUGGCAUUUCGUGGUUAUGUCAUAUUCACUGCAAAUCCGAAUAUACACUAAAACAUUGUUUCCUCCUAAUGAUGGUGAACACCACAGUUUCAGUUUGUGAAAAGAAAAAUCUCUGAAACAAGCUAUGACUCCUGAUUUUCAGCAUGCAUAUUUUAAGGUUACACUCUCUGGAUUCCAUCAAUGCAUGAAAAAACUUAGGACAUCACUCUACAAACUCUGGAGCAGCCGCGGAUGAUUUUGAGAACUACAAAAUGAAUUUAACUUUGGAGUGUGAAAUCUCUUGAAAGCAAUGUAGUGGUAUUUUCUUUUGGAGUGAAAACUAUCUAUGAUUUUGAAAAACAAUUUUAUUCCAAAGUGGGUUCAUAUAGUAUUGAAGUGUAUUUUAAAGACAAAUGCUGAUUGCUAUGAAUCAUCAUGGCAUGUUUUCUAUUCCAAAGAACAUUUGUGUUU
This is a messenger RNA of Medicago truncatula (barrel medic), 1543 nucleotides long. RefSeq lists its product as uncharacterized. Bases 334 to 948 code for a protein of 204 amino acids. Gene Ontology annotation, biological process: protein unfolding; 'de novo' cotranslational protein folding; protein transport. Lineage: Eukaryota; Viridiplantae; Streptophyta; Magnoliopsida; Fabales; Fabaceae. The transcript is spliced from 9 exons. Gene Ontology annotation, molecular function: protein folding chaperone; peptidyl-prolyl cis-trans isomerase activity; ribosome binding. The record is from RefSeq and is a predicted model, not a curated record.